This is a messenger RNA of Penicillium cinerascens, 840 nucleotides long. RefSeq lists its product as uncharacterized. NCBI's taxonomy places the organism in Eukaryota, Fungi, Ascomycota, Eurotiomycetes, Eurotiales, Aspergillaceae. The record is from RefSeq and is a predicted model, not a curated record. The transcript has a single exon. Bases 1 to 840 code for a protein of 279 amino acids.
AUGAUCAGAGACAUGGAGUUCGAUGUGUCUGAAAUGUCCAGCUCGGAGUUUGUUUGCCGGUACGUGGCCGGUGAACGGGACCUAGUUGGUAUUCCUGUGUUUCCCUCUAGGGCCUUCCGUCAUAGUUGCAUCGUGGUCAACUCGAACAUCAUCUCAAAGCCAUCCGAUCUCAAUGGAAAAAGGAUAGGUGUCCAAGUCUACACUAUGACCGCUGCUGUCUGGAUCAGAGGGGUUCUGCAGGAUGCAGGGGUCGAUCUAUCUACGAUUACUUGGGUUGAGGGAGACCUGAUCAAGCCCGGUCCCCACGGUAAAGCGAAGCCAAAGCCACUUCUCCAUCCAAUUGACCGAAUGCCGAAUGAAAGCCGCAAGUCGCUCAGUGAACUCCUCGAAGACGGCGAGAUUGCAGCCACAAUUGGUGCACACACUCCGCCGUGCCUCGGAAAAGCACCUCAUAUUCAACAUUUAUUCUCGAACAUCCGUGAAACCGAGAAUGAAUACUAUCAGAGAACCGGAAUUUUUCCUAUUAUGCAUCUUGUCGCCAUCAAAAGAGAGGUUGUGGAAAAACACCCAUUCGUCCCGCGCAGCCUAUUCCACGCGAUGAAUGAGUCUAAAAAUAUUGCCCUGCAUUCGAUGAGGUUUGUGUCAACUUACCGAUAUAUGCUGCCAUUUCUCUCAUCCGAUCUCGUUGAGAUUGAAGAACUAUUUGGUGGUGAUCCAUGGCCUUACGGAAUUGAGUCUAAUCGCACAACUUUGGAAGCACUGGUGAACUUGCUGUAUGACCAAGCUAUGAUUUCUCGCAGAGUUACGCUUGAGGAGUUAUUUAUAGACCCCUGUGAAUAA